Molecule: messenger RNA, 3363 nt
Organism: Plenodomus lingam JN3
Lineage: Eukaryota; Fungi; Ascomycota; Dothideomycetes; Pleosporales; Leptosphaeriaceae
Biological process (GO): calcium ion transmembrane transport; intracellular calcium ion homeostasis
Cellular component (GO): endomembrane system; membrane
Molecular function (GO): calcium:proton antiporter activity
Source: RefSeq, a predicted model, not a curated record
AUGGACGAUCGCACGCCCAUGGCAGGCAAAGCGAACUCGCGACUGGAGAGCUCGCGACCGAGCAGCGCCCAUGGCUCGGAGACGCCCACACCAGCAGGAACAGAGCCGGCGCGCUGGCGGGCCCAAGGUGUCGCGCCGCCAACCACCUACGGCUCCAUCACCUCUGGCAUCGACCGUCGACAGCAGAAUCCCCCCGCAUCAUCUGACCAGGGCUCAAGUUCUACCAAACCCAAGAAACCGCCCAUGAACCGCCGUGCCACUUCCUCCAAAUUCCCCCACAAGGGCCAAGAGUUCAGUGUGGACGAUGCCGAAGACGAGGUCCAGCGCGAACUAGCCGAACUCGAACAGCACCUAAAGCAGCAGCGCAUCGCACACCCUCUGCGCCGCAAGCCAUCGACCGUUCGCCGCAAGACAGGUGCACCGGCUACGCUGAUCACCAUCGAGUCGUCCGAGUCUGAUGAAACACAACAGGACCGAACGGGAGCCCCAUCAGGGGCGGGAGCCGAUGUAGAAGCAAUACCCACAUCGUCUGGAGAAGAUACGGUGCGUGCAGACGACGACGACGACGAUAGCGGCGUCGGGGAGAAUGACGACGAUGACGACGCCGAAAUCAGUGACACAGAGAGUUUUACACUGCGCGAUCGCCAGGAUGCCAUCAACGUGACACAUCCUUUCGGUAUCAGGAUCUGGAAACCUGCGUUAUACAAAAAAGGCCGAUCAGUGCAGCGCAACGCUGAAGCAGACAUCCACUCGUCUCCUGGUCUCUUUGUCAGCAAAUGGCUGUUUGUCUUCAACGUCGUCUGGACACUGGUUUUUGGCUGGUGGUUAGCUCUUAUUGCGGUUGCCGGUGGCCUGCUCUGCGCUCUUCUUCGCUUUUCCAGCAGCUGUCGCGAAUAUGCGCGUCUGCUCUUCCAUCUUGCUGCUUAUCUUUUCUAUCCGUUUGGAAAGUAUGUCAAGCUCCUGCAAGACGAUGCCUACGUGGAGGAAGACGAAGGUGAGGGUCGCAGCAUCAGCGAGUAUGAGCAAUGGCAAAGCGGCGACAUUGAGGAAGGGCGACUCUUCUUUGGCCCGACCACAGGCCAAAACUCCCUGGUCGGCCGACGACGUAACAGUGUGGAUUCUAGCGGCGGUGAGACGACGAGUCUCCUGGGCAGAGACGGGCGGGCCAACAUCAACCACACAGACACCGCUAGGACGAAGAGGAGGCUAUUUGGUCGUGGAAAAUGGAAUCUUGGCCGAGUUGUAUUCUUCCUAUUCUUUUAUGGCAUUCUCACCCCGGCCCUGUUCCUCGUCUCCGCACUCUGUUGGUUCCUCGUUUUCACGAUACCCAUGGGCAAAGUAACUCUGCUGCUUUUCGACCAUCUGCGGCGUCAUCCUCUGGCCUUAUCAUUCCAUUCUGACAAUGGCAAUGUACGCCGCCCGGGCGAGUCUUCCUCUAUAUUACUCUGCACUUAUCGUGCAGUUGGUCUCAAGUAUUGGAAGUACACAAUCGACGGGACGAACAUCUUCCUCAUCAACCUUCUAGGCCUUGUGGCAUUCACAAUCUUCGACUACUUUGUGCUGGCUGAGGGCAUGGAACUGAAGAUUUGGCUUACAGACCAGUUCUUCCUCUUCGUACUUGCAUUACUGUCCAUUAUACCUUUGGCAUACUUCAUUGGUCAAGCCGUUGCGUCUAUUUCUGCCCAAUCGUCCAUGGGCGUUGGUGCAACCAUCAAUGCCUUCUUCUCAACAGUCGUCGAGGUCUUCUUGUAUUGUGUGGCACUUAAACAGGGCAAAGCGCAGCUCGUUGAGGGCAGCAUUAUUGGCAGCAUCUUUGCUGGUAUCCUCUUCUUACCAGGUUUGUCCAUGUGCUUUGGUGCUUUGAAGCGAAAGACGCAGCGGUUCAACGUAAGAUCGGCCGGUGUGACAUCGACCAUGCUUCUGUUUGCUGUCAUUGGUGCGUUCGGACCGACGCUGUUCUACCAGAUCUACGGAAGCCAUGAACUCAAUUGCCAUCAAUGUGUCCACAGACAUAGCGACUUGCCUUCCGACCGAGACUGUCGAAGAUGCUACUACUCACAGGUUCCUGCGUUGAACGAUCGUUUUUAUAACGAGGCUGUAAAGCCAUACACAUGGUUUGCGGCAACGCUGCUUUUUGUGUCCUACAUCAUCGGUCUACUUUUCACACUUCGAACACAUGCUGCAACCAUAUGGACUAGCGAGCCAGAUGAGAAGGAAAAGAAACUGUUGGACAUGAGCGCAAGCAGUCUUAGCCAUAGUGGACAUGUUGAAUUUCCACACUCUUCGUUCACUAGGCAAGGAACCAAUUCAUCCGUCAAUCGCAGCCAUAUACGGGACAGCCAACUGUAUAAACGCAUUGUCGGUCAAACGUUGCAAGAAGUUGGCCUCGGGACACACGGAACGACCUCAGGGGAUACACGGCCCAAUUCAAAAUCAGAUGGCCAGACUCCACAUCUUGUACCGCCAAAAGACAGCGACGCCCAAUCCAAUCACUCUUUCCAUGUCGAAGGGCUCACGGACGAUGCAGCACAGUCUCUAGCACGCCAUAUCACGGAGAUUGCAGCUACUACCACUGCUCUGGCCACUCGCGAUGUCACUCGGGCACCACGUAAAGCUGCUCAGUUAGCCAACACCUCAAGUAGAGCACACCACGAACGUCCAGCCAACCCUCGAACGACAACAACCGAGGUACCAGAAGAACACGAUGCAGGUGGCGGUCAUGCCGCAGGUGGCCACGAUGCGCCGAAUUGGAGCCGGGGCAAGAGUGCUGCGAUUCUUCUUACUGCUACUCUCGCUUAUGCCAUUAUUGCCGAAAUCCUGGUCAAUACAGUGGAUGCAGUCCUGGUGGGUUCAGACAUUGAUGAGAAGUUCCUUGGAAUCACGCUAUUUGCUCUGGUCCCGAACACUACGGAGUUUCUCAACGCCAUCUCAUUUGCCAUGAACGGGAACAUUGCACUGUCCAUGGAAAUCGGGUCUGCAUAUGCGUUACAGGUGUGUUUGCUGCAGAUCCCAGCGUUGGUCUUCUACAGCGCAAUCCAUGCCUCUUCUAUUCCGGCGAAGGAAGUGGCACAUCAGACCUUUACGUUGAUCUUCCCUCAGUGGGAUAUGGUCACCGUCAUCCUUUGCGUCUUUCUUCUGUCGUACAUGUAUGGAGAGGGAAAGAGUAACUACUUCAAGGGCUCGAUCUUAAUACUUUCUUACUUGGUCGUGAUUGCUGGAUUCUACCUAUCUGGCUUCAACGACUAUGAGCGCAUGGGCGUUGAUCCCAACGAUACAUUAGCGUUGGGCGGGCUGAUUAAGCAGGAGGUGCAGUCGAUGACUUUCAAGACAGCUGGUAGGGGGCGCAGCGGUGUGGCCUAUUGA